Molecule: messenger RNA, 2504 nt
Organism: Mangifera indica (mango)
Lineage: Eukaryota; Viridiplantae; Streptophyta; Magnoliopsida; Sapindales; Anacardiaceae
Exons: 2
Coding region: 499-2208 (569 amino acids)
Source: RefSeq, a predicted model, not a curated record
GGCGGUAGGUUGUGAUGAAUUGUAGGAUAAAAAAGCAGUGAAAUAAAGAAAAUAAAUACAAAGAAAAGCUCUCCGUCUUCCUUACUUUUGAUCCGUUUCCUGUCUUCUGACUCAACCUUCCUUUUCUUUCUUUUUAAGACAAAGUAAGCCAUCAUCUCUCUUCAUUAUUCUUUCAAGCUAUUAGAUAAGGACAAUAAUAUCUCUUCUUUUCUCUCUGAUUUGUUGCUAAUUUUUGCUAGUCUUCCCCUUCUCUCUUUGUCUGUCUUUCACUCAAAUUUAUGUUGAUUGAGUGAGAGUUUUCGAGGAGAGAUGAGGAGUUUUGUUUACUUUUUAUCUAUUUUUUCUUUACUGUAAAACUCUGUCGUCAUCUUUCUUUUUCUGCUUCUUCUGAGUUGUAAGUGCAUAGAGCUGGGGAGACUUGGGUGAAGAUCGUCUCCUGGAUAAAUAAUUUCUGGGUUUUGGUGGGUUUCUAAUUUUGGAAAAUCUUUUGUGGUAAAAAUGUUUUCUUGCGAGUGCUUCUACUGGAACCGACUCACUGAGUUUGAGUACAAUUCGCCCGAGCCACAACCUUUCUCUUUGCCUUCUCCACUUCCGAAGUGGCCACAAGGCCAAGGUUUUGCUACCGGAAGAAUACACUUAGGAGAACUAGAAGUUUUCCAAGUUACUGAGUUUGAGAGCAUUUGGAGCUGCAAUCUAUUGCAUGGAAAAGCAAAAGGUGCCACAUUUUAUAAGCCCGUAGGAAUCCCAGACGGCUUUUACUGUCUUGGUCACUAUUGCCAGUCCAAUAAUCAGCCUUUGAGAGGGUCUCUUCUUGUGGCUCGUGAUGCUACUGCCUCUGAGACACAAGCUGGUAAUUUGGAUGAUUCACUACUAGAUCUUCCAGCUCUCAGAAAGCCUGUUAACUACUCAUUAAUUUGGAGGACAGAUCCACACUAUGAUCAUAGUGGUUACUUUUGGCUACCAAAUCCGCCAGUUGGUUAUAAGGCUAUGGGCAUUGUGGUUACCAUUACACCAGAGGAGCCUGAACCUGAGGAAGUUAGGUGUGUCAGAGAGGAUCUUACGGACAUUUGUGAAACUUGUGAUGUGAUAAUUAGUAUGGAUUCAAAUCAUUCCAAGUUCCCAUUUCAGGUCUGGAGCCAUAGACCCUGCAUAAGAGGAAUGUUUGCAAGGGGCGUUUCUGUUGGGACAUUCUAUUGUGGUACCUACUUAGAGUCUGAAGAACAGCUAGAUAUUGUUUGUUUGAAGAAUCUUGACCCCACGCUGCAUGCAAUGCCAAAUUUGAACCAGAUUCAUGCACUUAUCAAUCACUAUGGACCAACAGUGUUCUUUCAUCCUGAUGAGGAGUAUAUGCCAUCAUCAGUGCCGUGGUUUUUCAAAAAUGGAGCACUCUUAUACCAAGAUGGGAAGAAGAAAGGUGAACCAAUUGAUUAUAGAGGCUUAAACUUGCCUUGUGGUGGGGAAAAUGAUGGUGCAUUCUGGAUAGAUUUACCAGAAGAGGAUGAAGCAAGAAAUUAUCUCAAGAAGGGAAACUUGGAGACUGCAGAACUUUAUGUUCAUGUCAAACCAAUCUUAGGAGGAACAUUUACUGAUAUAGUGAUGUGGGUAUUUUGUCCCUUCAAUGGACCGGCCACCUUCAAAAUUGGGUUAAUGAGUAUUGAAAUGACCAAGAUAGGAGAACAUGUGAGUGAUUGGGAGCACUUCACCCUACGCAUAAACAACUUCACAGGAGAACUGUGGAAAGUUUACUUUUCAGAGCACAGUGGCGGUGGAUGGGUGCAUGCUUUUAACUUAGAGUUUAUUGAAGGGAAUAAACCAAUUGUGUAUUCUUCUAAGCAUGGUCAUGCCAGUUUUCCACAUCCAGGAACAUACCUUCAAGGGUCAUCAAAGUUAGGGAUAGGAGUGAGGAAUGAUUGUGCUCCAAGUAAAUUUUCAGUGGAUUCAAGUGCCAAGUAUCAGAUUAUUGCAGCUGAGUAUCUUGGAGAUGGAGCUAUAACUGAACCAUGCUGGUUACAGUAUAUGAGAGAGUGGGGUCCAACUAUUGUAUACGACUCACGAUCGGAGCUGGAUAAGAUAAUCAAUCUUCUUCCAUUUUUUGUUCGAUUUUCGGUCGAAAAUCUCUUUGACUUGUUUCCUACGGAGCUUUACGGUGAGGAAGGACCGACUGGACCGAAAGAGAAGGACAAUUGGUUGGGUGAUGAAAGAUGGUAGGUUCAUGGUGCAUACAAUAUAAGCUCAUAGAUGAGGGCCUGUGCGAGUAAUAUGCAGAGUGUGAUAAAAGAGCUCUCUCCCACGAUUUGUCAAAUACAGUUUGAAUCAUGUCUGGUUGUAGAAGAUUUGUUGGGUCUGCAGUGCUUCAUGUGAUUCUGCACGUAAAAGAUCGAUCAAGUAAUAUGCAGUGUGAUUUUUCACAUAAAUCCUUGAAAUUAGUGUAUAACAAAACUAUGCGUAUACACUUUUGGUAUACAAUUUAAGUGCAUCAUAUGAUUAUAUGAUUUUAAAUUGAA